Messenger RNA from Limulus polyphemus (Atlantic horseshoe crab), 1177 nucleotides. RefSeq lists its product as uncharacterized. The record is from RefSeq and is a predicted model, not a curated record. The transcript is spliced from 5 exons. The annotation marks the transcript as partial. NCBI's taxonomy places the organism in Eukaryota, Metazoa, Arthropoda, Merostomata, Xiphosura, Limulidae.
UUUAAAUAACGUAACUAAAAUUGGAAAAGAAACAAAAUGGCUUUUUCGACUAUAGUCACUGUAGCUCUCGUAAUAACCUUUGUUUCAUUGAAUGGCUUUAUUCAGGAAGAACAUGGCCAAAUUCACACAGACGUUUCUCGUAUCUCUUGUGACUUUGAUCAAAAUUUGUGUAAUUGGAGAAAUUAUAGCAACUGGGAAUUUGUGGAUUAUUCUGUUAUUACCAACGUUCCACCACCAAAAGGUCAACAUAUUAUUGCGCUCCUUGGAGGACAGAAACAUCAAACGGGAUAUCUUGCAAGCGGAACAUUUAAUUUGAACACUGCGAUGGGCACACUGAUACUAUGGGUUUGGUUGUCAUUCGACGUGGAGUUUGAGGUGGCACUACUUAGUCCUCAAAAAACAAUCCUGUGGUCAACAAAAUCGGACCUUACUCCCGAUAUAAGGCUUGGAAUGGAAUGGAUCCUAAUUGAAAUUGACUUAUUUACUAAAGUGACUCAACAAAACACAGAGAAUAAAACGUUUGAGGUAUUACUGCACGGGACAGUCUCGAACAAUCAAAGAUCGGUCCUGGCAGUAUCUAGAAUUCAGGUUAUCGAUCACUUAAAUGCAUCGGGAACACUGCGUAAGAGUCAAAAAGAAGAAAUUAAAGACAAAGCACAUAAAGAAGAAAUAUUAAAAACUAGCAAGAGAAAAUUGAAUUCAAUACCACUAGACAGUGCAAAUUAUAAAAGAAGUCAUCACUACUCCUUAUCUAGUGAAGCUUCAACACUAUCUCCAAGUAGUACUGAUAUAAUGGCAUCUACAUAUUCUGAGAAGACAUCUUCAUCUCACCCAAAGACUGAGAUUUCAUCUCAAUCUUCCUUUCAUAAAACAAUGUUUACUGCAGAAUCAUCUCGCAUGACUAAUUCUACGUCUUCCACAACAUUAAAAGAAGAAACCGCAUCCGAUAUAUAUACAGACACAUCAUCAGAUAUUACAUCUAAACAAAUAACUGAUUUUCCUACUUCAAGUGCAGAUUAUGUGACAUCUGUUUCAGCGACUAUUCAGAUAAAUUCCUCCACGACUACAGACAUACCACUUUCUUCCAAAAUUGAUAGUGGAAGUACAUUUGAACCAACAUCUCAGGAAACUGCAGGUCACCAUUCUUUGUCUAGUGAAGGAUCAACAAUAUCUUCAA